Messenger RNA from Alnus glutinosa, 1885 nucleotides. RefSeq lists its product as uncharacterized. The transcript is spliced from 5 exons. Gene Ontology annotation, biological process: transport. The record is from RefSeq and is a predicted model, not a curated record. Bases 114 to 1685 code for a protein of 523 amino acids. Gene Ontology annotation, cellular component: Golgi apparatus; membrane. NCBI's taxonomy places the organism in Eukaryota, Viridiplantae, Streptophyta, Magnoliopsida, Fagales, Betulaceae.
UACCAACCUGCCACGUCACUUUCAUCGUCCUUAGACUCCUAACUGGGUUCCUUCGUCAAAGUUGCUCUCGAGUCCCUUCCUUCACCAUCCGCUCAGAGCCGCCGAGAGAGGGCAUGGCGCUAGGGCUUUUGAUAGGGCUAAUGUGCAUAUGCAAUUCGCUCCUCGUAUUCCGAGUGAGUGGUUCAAUCCACGAUUACAGAUACGAAGCGUUUACUCCUCAGUCAAACGCCUUCUUCUUCCAUGGCGGCAGUGAGGGCCUUUACGCUUCUAAGGUUCACAGUAACUCCUCCUCCCCUUCCCAAGACAGCAAGCCCCUCAAGGGAAAGUCCUUCAUCAGGUCUGAAACUGUCACUUUUGUGAGGCCAAAAGAGUCUGCUAGUGCGGAAAAUGAGAUGCAGCAGAACACUGGGUUGGUGGAAGCCAUCAUACUUGAGGUAAAAGAUAGGGAAAGGAUCGGAGGUUCUUUCCUAAAGUCCAGUGCGAUAUGCUGCAACCCUAGUCUUGCGGAAACUGGAGUCUGCAAGGUGGGAGAGGUUAUUAUACAAACGAACCAGGAUAAUCCUGAGUGGCCUAGACGCUUUCAAACCUUCUUUCGAGGAACAGGGGUAGAAGCUAAAAUGGAUUUUCAAGUUGAAAUAAGUAGUACCGGAAUGUACUACCUUUAUUUUAUGUUUUGUAAUCCACGUCUCAAGGGUACAUUAAUCAAUGGAAGGACUGUGUGGAGGAACCCAGAUGGUUAUUUACCUGGGAAGAUGGCUCCUUUGAUGACAUUCUAUGGUUUCAUGUCUUUAGCUUACAUUGCACUUGGCCUAAUCUGGUUUCUAAGGUUUGUUCAGUUCUGGAAGGAUAUUAUACAGUUGCACUACCACAUUACAGCUGUAAUUGCUCUAGGCAUGUGUGAAAUGGCUGUCUGGUACUUUGAAUAUGUUAAUUUCAAUUCAACUGGAAGCCGACCAAUGGGCAUUACUUUGUGGGCUGUAACUUUUAGCUCUGUGAAGAAGACUCUAUCUCGCCUUCUUCUUUUGGUGGUAUCAAUGGGCUAUGGUGUCGUGAAGCCAACACUUGGUGGUAUAACAUCUAAAGUACUUAGUCUUGGUGCAAUAUAUUUUGUUGCUACUGAGGCACUUGAGCUAGUUGAACAUUUGGGAAACAUUAAUGAUUUUUCUGGAAAAACAAAGUUAUUUUUGGUCCUACCUGUUGCCUUCCUGGAUUCCUGCUUUAUUCUGUGGAUUUUCUCAUCAUUAUCAAGAACUUUAGAGAAACUUCAGAUGAGGAAAAACUUGGCUAAACUGGAGCUGUACCGGAAAUUUACCAAUUCUCUUGCAGUGUCUGUGCUGCUUUCUAUUGCUUGGAUUGGCUUUGAGCUAUACUUCAAUGCAACUGACCCAUUGAGUGAGCUGUGGCAAAUUGCGUGGAUCAUUCCAGUGUUCUGGACUCUACUUGCAUACUCUCUCUUGGUGGUAAUAUGUGUCCUUUGGGCUCCUUCACGUAACCCAACUAGAUAUGCAUACUUCGAGGAGACAGGAGACGACUUUGAUGAGGAGGGUAUAUCUUUGACAAGCGGUGGGAUGAAGGCUAGUGGGGAUAUGGCGGUUAAGCUGGAAAAGAAGGAAAGGAAGGGGUCCAGUGCGACAGACCUUGUCUAUGGGCUUGGGGAAGAUGUUGAAGAAGAUAAACGAGAGUAGUUUUCUACUGCCCCUGUGUAAUGGUCUUCUGUUGCUUAUCUAGGAGAGUACUGUAAAUCUGGAUGUACAAUCUGCUCUGUACCUAGAAAGGGCUUGUAAAAGGGAAAGAAUGCAAUACUAGUGAAUUCUUAAGAGUCGUAUAACUAUAACGAUCUGACCAUCAUCAAUUUAAGGAACCAUACAAAAGAGAAUUUUAGUCA